This is a messenger RNA of Cordyceps fumosorosea ARSEF 2679, 897 nucleotides long. Its product is annotated as Zinc finger, FYVE-type. Gene Ontology annotation, biological process: protein targeting to vacuole; protein transport to vacuole involved in ubiquitin-dependent protein catabolic process via the multivesicular body sorting pathway. Gene Ontology annotation, molecular function: ubiquitin binding; metal ion binding; phosphatidylinositol-3-phosphate binding. The coding region runs from base 1 to 897 and encodes 298 amino acids. The record is from RefSeq and is a predicted model, not a curated record. Gene Ontology annotation, cellular component: ESCRT-0 complex. The transcript is spliced from 2 exons. Lineage: Eukaryota; Fungi; Ascomycota; Sordariomycetes; Hypocreales; Cordycipitaceae.
AUGGCCGCCCAGCUCAUCAUGCCCACACUGCCUGGCGAGCAGCAGCAGUCUCGCCACUUUCUCCCCCAUCGCCCUGCUCAACACGGCCGCUCCCAGUCCUACAACCUUGCCCGCGCUGGCCCUCGCUUCCACAUCAACACUGAUGUCGCAAAUGCCAACACUGGCCACUACGCCUCGACGCCGCCCUCUCCACGCGGAACGUCGGGCUCUCGCAGCAAUAUUCACAGCAACAACACCGCUGCACGCCCUCUCUACAUGCCCGCCGUCUUGCGCCCCAACUAUGAAUUCCCGCCUCAGCAACCGCUCUCCCGCUCUCCCGGUAGCUCGUCAGAUUCGGGCUCCGACUCAACCUUGCGUCGCACCAACACGGCCAAUCUGCUGAGCCUCACCGGCCUCGGUGCUAUCGGUCACCGCCUCAGCCGUCGCUCAACCACUGAGAGCUCCAAGAGUCUCGAGGGUGACUGGGAUCUGGCAAUGUAUCCCGACGUCACCUCGCCACCAACGCGCAAGCACUGGAAGCCCGACACGGAAUCGUCCAUCUGCGACGACCCCCUGUGCAAGCGCACCUUUACAUACUUCACCCGCAGGCAUCACUGCCGCAAGUGUGGUAACAUCUUUUGCGACUCGCACUCAGCCUCAGUCCUGCCUCUCGACCAGGACGCCAACUUCAACCCUCGCGCCGUGCCAUCGCGCACCUGCAAUCACUGCUUCGAGCAGGCCAGGGCCCGCCACUCCCGCAACAACAGCCAGUCCUCGGGGUCUGACUCUUCGAGCGGCAAGGGCGGCGCGACAGCGAUUGCGGCCAAAAAGGGCAACCCUGAGAAUGAGUUCAAUCUUCCAAGCAGCAAAGACAUUGCUGCCAGUGUCCCGCGUGACUGGAACUGGAGCACAUUUUAG